GAUUUUCUUUAUUGAUGAUGAAGUGAUUUUUUUGGAGCUAAUUUGUGUUAUAUUUCUAACUGUUAUAUUUGUACGGAUUUUCGACUUAAUUAGCGACAGAUAUCAAGUGGACAUCAAUUUGUUGGCAAUUAUGGGAAAUCUGUUUUCCCGAGUUGUCGGCAACAAUGAUACCGACGGUUCCGAUCAUAGGAUUAGUAUUCGCCGUAAAGGCAAAUCGGAUAACCCAAAUGCCACUCAAGUAAAUAUACCGGAGAUUAGGAAACACUCGUCGACGCCGUUGACCGUCGAGACGACUUCACUGACCAAACAGCAAAAGGCCGUCAAAUCAGUGCACUCGCCGUCAAAAGGCGAUCGUCUUCAACGAAGUGGUGGUGACCAUCAAAAGGUCGCUACCGAUGACAUCAAUAAAAAGAGUCCUAUUAUUAAUAAUAACAAUAAUAAAGAAAAACAAAUAUUUAAAACAACGUUUGAGACCCAAAUAGAUGCCCCUCCGCCCCAUCCAUUGGAGGAACGCCUACUGGAGACCGAGGAGAUCGAGAUAGACACCAAUCUAUAUGCACCCGAAGUAGAGGACGCAGCCAUUAAAAUACAGGCCGGACUUCGAGGAUAUUUGGCCAGAAAACAGGUCAAAGAGAUAAAAGAGUCGAUUAAUGAUUUGCCGGUUGUUCCGCCGCCCAAACAUUUUGACGAUACCGUCACCACCGCCACCACCACCAACACCACCGUUGCCGCCACGACUGAUGAUAGUCAACCAACACUGAGUCCGUUAAGCGAUUUGGCGAAGUGGAAGAAAUUGUCGCAACAUUUGGAAGAGAUUGUCGCCGACGACAAUGUGGUCGCUGACAACAAUGGCAAACAACAACAACAAGAAGAAGAAAAAACGACAACAACACCAGUGCCGUUGCCGCCACCGCCUCCGCUUCAGUUGUCGCCAAAAAAGUUAGCCGAAAGUGUGAUACCAUUGAAGGACGACAACGGCAACAAAACUAUCGAAACCUAUGUCUGCAAAGAAAACAUAUUGGAUGUCGUCGAAGAUGAUAAUAGACAACUGUCAGAUCAAACAGUGGUGACACUGUUGAAGGCCGCGGCAGACAAAGCAGUUGUCGACAAAGUGUUUGACGUUUUGAUGGCUGAAACAGAGUUUGAAAACAUUAUUGACAUUCAAUCGGCAAACGAUAGCGGAGUCGAUGUGUCCACCGAUAGACCGCCGCUGGAAGAGACUAACAAUGAACUGUACGAUUGUUUCACUCAAGAGUCGCAAGUGUUGGCAGAACUUAAUGAUAUACUCGACAACAAUGAGAGAGUGGAUCAGCAAAAAAAUUUGAACACAAGUCUUAGCAAAUCAAAAGCAGCAGAAAUUGUAUCCGAAAACACUACUCAAGAGAUCAUAAGAAAUUCGUUUCACGAGUUCAUCAAAGAGAUGACGCGAACGACCGAUGAAGAGAAGAUCCUAAUCGAUGACAAACCAUUGAUUGACACCGAAGUCAUACAACAAUUAUCUGCAGAUAACACUAAUAUUGUUGAGAAGACAACUACGACAACAACAAAGAGAACAACUGAGGAAAGGAAAACUGAUUCAACUAUUUUUGAAGAACAUGUCGUUCAGUCGAUAUUCGACGAAGAAAUGAUCAAAAGUCAGGCACAGACACAGAUAUUUGCCAUCGAGUUAUUCAAGAAUGACUUGACCGACGAACAGCUCCAGAAGGUUACUACGAUUACGGAACCGGAAGAAAAUAAGAAGAAUAUUGAGGACAGAAUCUAUAAGACUAGUGUCGACGAGUUUGUGAUAAAACCAGUGGCCGAUGAAUUGCAGUCACCGGUGAUGCCAACGACAGCAGAACUGGUUGAUCAACAAACUGAAGUCGACUCAGAGCCGGAAACAUCGCAAUCAGUGACGUUAGAAACGGAACAAAAGAUCGACGUAAUAGUCGUAAGUGAAAGCCGUAAACAUUCUGUGGAUAGUCUUCUCGGUGGUGGAGAUGGAAUCGAUGACAAUCUAGAACUACAGUCACAAGAAAUGGUGGAAAACGAAACGAUUGAAGUAAUGCCACUCAUGUCGCCUAUUAUACAGAUUGAAGAACAAAACGGUAGAAUUCUUGAUGAAGAAGAGGCUGCCAUCAGAAUACAGGCAGCCUUUCGAGGAUUUCAGAUCCGAAGAUCGAUGUCGAGGGAAGCGUCGCCCAAUCGCAACAAUAGUAAUCACAACCACAACAACACCGAUGAAGUGGAGAUCAAUAACUUUGAUGACAAUGAUAGCCAAUUAAUAUAUAAUGCUAUUCAUACAGCUAUACCAUAUCAGACAACUGAUCCAAUUAUAGUAGAUAAUAGUAAUGAUGAAUCGCAAGUGCCUGUCAGCGAUCAAUUGGAAGAAUCGUUGGAACAGCUGGAAGACCAAUUGAUGCAACAAUUAAUCUCAGACAUCGAACAAGACAAGAGUGAACCGCCGAUAAGUGUCGUCAGUCAGGAAACUACAGAUCUUUUGAUAGAUACGUCUGAACUGUCGGCACCGUUACUCUUGCAGCGUAUCCAACAAUCAAUGAUAGCCACGGAUUCGCCGUCGCCGACACCAUCACCGGAAGCUAUAGCCAUUGAGGCCCAAACACUUCCAACAGUUAAUUAUGCAGCCAUUGAAGUCAUUCAUGAUGUAAACGAUGAGAUUAUUGCCAUAGAAGACAAACAGGUGACUGAAGACAAGCCACUAAUUGAAAAGUCCGAUACUAUUAUUGCUGAUCUGUUGGCAUCUAAUGCUGAAUCAAAUCAAAAGACUGUAGACAUCAUCAAUAGUAAUGAUAGUCAACCGCAACAACCAAACCAAAAGACUGAAUUCUCUAAUGAAAUACUCGAUAUUAAUCAACAAUUGAUUGAAACUCAAGAAAAUAAAACAAUUUUAACUGAUUUACUACAGAAUGAUAACGAAUUGAUAUCAGAAUCUGUCGAACAGAUCGUCCAAAACACUGUCGAACCACUGAUUCAACUAUCUGUUGAUCAGACAAUCGAAGAACCAGUUGUCCAAAAUGUUGAGCUAUUAAUUGAACAGACAGUUGUUAAUACAGUUGAAGAACCUAUUAUCCAAACCAUUGAACAGACGGUUGAAGAACCUAUUGUUCAAAGCAUUGAACAGACUGUUGAAGAACCUGUUGUUCAAAGUAUUGAACAGACGGUUGAAGAACCUAUUGUUCAAACCAUUGAAAAGACUGUUGAAGAAUCUGUUGUCCAAACCAAUGAACAGACGGUUGAAGAAUCUGUUGUCCAAAUCACUGAACAAACAGAUGAAGAACCUAUAAUCCAAAUAAUUGAAUCAUCAUUAUCCACAACAACGACAAACUCUUCUGAAUCAUCGCAUGAAUCGCCAGCAACUGAAAAGUUGUUACCACUUACUAUAUCUAAGCCAGAAUUCGAGUCAUUCGUUGAGCCGCCGACACCAUCGGAUGAAAUAAUUUCGGUGUCGACUACACUGUCCUCGUCGUCGACAGAGUCAUCGCAUCAACAAAAUCAAGAAUCAAACAAUCCUUUGCCUGUGAGUAACAUCGAUGACAGCCGUAAACCAAAAUCAGGAUCAUUGAAGAAACCUAAACCUAUUUUGAAAGAAACUGAUCCUAAUAUUCAGUCUCUUAUUAAUGAAGAGAUGCACUCAACAUCUGAAGAGAUAUCGAGUCCAGAUGACGACAAUCCCGAGUUUGUCGGUUUGGGUCCCAAUACGCCAAUACCGGUGCGCGCCUCCAGUCCCAACCCGUUUGGCAAAAAGCGCCGGAGGGGUAAAAAGGGAGGCAAUAGAAAGUGAUUUCAAUAGAUGCCUUCAAACGACACACAAAAUUUUAUCAUAUCUUAUAACACAUUUAACUAAUUUUUUUUGAGAAAUAUUUAUGAUAAUAUAUUCAAAAAUCAAAUAUAUAUAUAUUAUCAUAGUUUAAAUCAUAUUUAAUAAUAAUUUUAAAAAAUUGUAUUUUA
Messenger RNA from Oppia nitens, 3948 nucleotides. RefSeq names its product putative leucine-rich repeat-containing protein DDB_G0290503. Gene Ontology annotation, molecular function: protein binding. The coding region runs from base 131 to 3781 and encodes 1216 amino acids. The transcript has 5 exons. Lineage: Eukaryota; Metazoa; Arthropoda; Arachnida; Sarcoptiformes; Oppiidae. The record is from RefSeq and is a predicted model, not a curated record.